Molecule: messenger RNA, 3702 nt
Organism: Symbiodinium sp. CCMP2456
Lineage: Eukaryota; Dinophyceae; Suessiales; Symbiodiniaceae
Source: the annotation of a GenBank genome assembly
AUGACGCUGGAAGCCUUGAGCGUCCAUGAGUAUGUCUUCGCCGUCUGGAAGUUGGUCAUCCGCCCGCCGCGCCGCCGCUACACGCGGCUUGAGCUCUGCGGUCAGUUUGGCAACAGGUUCCGUGUCGGUGGCAACAUGGUGGUCAGCCGCACGAACUACGAAAUUACCAACGAGCCACACGUGUUGGGCCACCCUUUGUUCAGAUCCCAAGCCAUGGUGACAUCUGCUUGCGGAGGCGAGGUGGAGGCGCCAACACAGACACGGUUCGAGGACCUAGCACUCUCUGACGAGGGCAAGGCCGCAAUGCGAGAAACCUUCGGGUACGAGGCGCUGACUGAUGUACAACAAGCGACCUUCCAAUCGAUCCUGGAGGGCAGUAACCUCCUGGUCCGGGCGAAAACGGGAGCUGGAAAGACUCUGAGCUUCCUUCUGCCGACCAUGGACCGCCUGCAUCGGGCCGACCCACCUUCAGAAGUGGAGCUGGCGAUGUUGAUCCUCAGCCCGGUGCGCGAGCUUUCCAUGCAAAUACACGCUGAAGCUUCGAAGCUCGCAGAUCACUUCCCCUCCCUGAAGCCGGUGCUCAUGGUGGGUGGCUCCAGUUGGGAAGAGGACGUCGAAACCUUGGACGCCGUGUCUUCCGGCUAUGUCGUGCUGGUAGCAACGCCAGGUCGCUUGCAGACCCACUUGGAGAAAACUGACGGUUUUCGACAGCGACUCUCCAGAGUGCAGGUGCUCGUCUUGGACGAAGCGGACCAGCUGUCUGGUGAGCUCUUCGGCGAGGUCACCGGGAGCAUCCUGGAAGCUCUUGAUCUGGAAGCCCGGCAGAAUCUCUUCUACUCUGCAACGAUUUCAGAGGAUGUUCAGCGGCUCAUCGCCAAGGUCGCGCAGCAGUAUACAUUUGAAGAUAUGCUGGCUCGCGAAGAUGUGUCGGUUCCGGAGAGCAUUGUCCAGACCUACCAAGUGGUGCCGACGGAAGAAAUGACAACGGCCUUUUGGCGCUGCGUGGUGUCGGCAAAGAAGCAUUUCCAGGACGUGCCACCAAAGAUCGUGGCAAUCUUCCUGACGGGCCGUGUGGCGGCCUAUUAUGCCGAGGCGUUUCGGCUUUCUGGCGUUGGCUUGGAGGUCUACGAGAUUCACUCGCGCCUGAAGCAACAGCAGCGGACAGAUCAGUCAGACGGUUUUCGAGCUGCCGAGAGCGGAAUUCUCUUCACAUCGGAUGUGACCUCGAGGGGCCUGGAUUACCCUGGUGUCACCGCUGUCAUACAGGUUGGUGCCCCAGAUGGCCGGGAUGAGUACAUCCACCGAGUGGGCCGCACAGGAAGGGCGAGCAGCGCAGGACUAGGAGUGCUUCUAUUGCACGACUUUGAGCGAGACUUUCUGGAUCAAAUCGGUGACCUGCGGAUAUCGGAAGUACCGCUGGAGGCGGUGGAUGCGCCGGAGUUUGCAGCGAUGAAGAUCGGGACGAACGUCAAAGCUCAAGCAUACUACUCGCGGAUCAACCACGUCUUGAGGCUCACGAUCGGCGAUCGUGUGCUCUCUUCCUGUUCGCGACUGCGCAAGCUCAUCCUUUUCUACUAUGCCCUGAUGUUUGUGAGUAUUUGGAUGCCGGAAGCUGGAGUAUCCCAGAGGGCCGUCUUGGUCUAUCACUUCAUUGCGUGCGUUUGCUAUGUCGACAGUGCAGUUCAUAUUCCAGCCAGCCUUGUGAUGUUCCUUGGUCGGCUUUGCCAUGGAUUCAUGCUUUAUGGCAAAGAGUUUCACUUCAUGGAGUUUGCCUUCGAUCAUGGAGCGGUCACGAUUAUCGUUAUCAUCUUUUCCAUUGUGCUGGAGCGGACCCUGAGGGACCGCUUGGCAGCACAGUUCAGGAACUCGGACGCGGAGUCCAUGAUCUCUGCUUUCCGCCAAAUGCUUCGAGGUGUCUGUGACGGCGAAGUGCUGCUGGAUGACAAUCUUCGCAUACAAGAAGGCGCCGGAUGCUUAAAUCGGCUCUUGUCGCCCAGCGACUGCCUGGACAAGAAGAUCUUUCCAGACCUUCUUCUUCAGGAUUCAGACGAGCUGGAACGCUUUGAAAAGUUCAUCUCGCAGCCGCUGGAUCUUCAUUCUUCGGCUGCGCAACUUCCUGCCCCAUGUCUUCGCCUGUCUUUGCAGUCGUCGAAUUCCCAACGAGCUGGGGUCGACGUCUAUCACGUGGCCUUGCAGCAUCUCUUUGGCUGCGAAGGCUCUUACCAUCUCCUGGGCUUGAAGCUCGAUGUCGAGUCGCAGGCCAUUCCUGAUGCCGCACAUGAAUCGGCAGGAAUGGCUUCGCUGCGCAAUUCAAUUUUGAGGAGGCCACCGGCCCGAUCCCAAGCCUCCAGCCGAUCUGGUGGAACGCUGCUGCGGACGGUUUCGAAUGUGGAAGAGCUCAUGAUGCUCGUUCACGACAGGGACCAGCAGCCGGUCAGCCAGAUACAUUUCAAGUACAGAGAGACUUCGUCGUCCUCUGCCCAAGGAGACUCCGUGAUGCCGGAUUUGAAGAGCUUGAUCCGUCCAACCGAUUGGGAAACGGUCCGCGCCUCCAUCGCCAGACAUGCGGCGGGUGAUCACUGCCUCAUGGAGCUUCCGAGGAUCUGGGUGAAGGCCUUCGAACGACAGUCUGGCUAUGUGCAGGCUCGACGUGUUUCCCUGAAACCUUGCAGAGACACUGCAAGGUCAAGGCGGGGCUAUCUGUGGCUGCAUUUGCGUGAUCUGCGGUUCGAAGAAAAGCAACGGCGGGCUCCCAGCGAGCUUGCUGACUUGGCUGAGAUGCACGGCGAGGGCCUUGACGUGCUGGAGGUCUUCCGCGAGGGUCAACGUUUCGCCAGCUCGAUCGGGGCUCUCGACGAGGAGGGCCGUCCCCCAGCCCUGACAGAGCAGAACGCACAGAGGUACGGUGUGGCUGAAAUAGAUGACCCGGCCAUCAAUAUCGUGCGCACCCCUCCGGCCCCGUCCGUGUCCAUCUCCUAUCAGAUCUUCGAUACCAUCGAUCUCGGCCGCACGCUUCCAAAGCUGCUGGCUGCGCAGGCCGCGCAGCAUGGCAAGGUGGUGGCGAUCUUCAUCAAUGGAGAUGUUGCGAAGCUCUACGCCGAGAUGGCGCGCAAGGACGGCUCGUCCUACGAGGUCUACGAGGCCCAUUCUGCGAACAGCAAGAAGGUCAGGAAGAAGGUGGUGCAAAGUUUCGCCGCCGCUGCAAGCGGGGUCCUCUUCACGGCAGGGCUCUCUGCUGCCACCCUUCCAUCAGAAGGAGUUUCAGCGAUCAUCAUGAUUGGUUUGCCUGCUUCUGCCAAAGACUAUGGUCAGAUUGUGGACUAUAUUUCGCGGUCUGCUCAGGGCUCCACCACAACAGCGUUGCUGCUGCUGUCGGCUUUUGAAGAGAAGGCCCUAGGUGCUUUGGCCUCCGGCGCAUUGGUUGCCUCAGCCUCCCCUGCAGAGGUCCCAAAGGAAGACCCUGGCAUUCUGGAGGAGCUCAAUGACAAGCUACAGGCGAAGGCAUACUUCUCUUGGCUGAGGCACUACGCGCUGAACCCGCUGCUACAAGAUAAGCUCAUGGCGGUGCAGGAGGCCUCUCGCUUCGCCGAAGCCAUCGGCGCCCUCAGCGAAGGACGACCUCCAGCCCUUGCGCCGCGCAUGCUGGCAGACAUGGGUAUCGAGGGAAUCGCGGAUGAUGCGCUCAACGUCGCUGAAACUUGA